Musca vetustissima is the source of this 1277-nucleotide messenger RNA. RefSeq names its product zinc finger protein 574-like. Lineage: Eukaryota; Metazoa; Arthropoda; Insecta; Diptera; Muscidae. The transcript is spliced from 2 exons. Gene Ontology annotation, cellular component: nucleus. The record is from RefSeq and is a predicted model, not a curated record. The annotation marks the transcript as partial.
UUUUGUUUGGUGUUGUUGCAGGAAACGUCUGAAUCGCCACAUGGCUUAGGCUCUGCUGGCAUUUCCAAUGCCGGUGGCAUUGGUGGUGGGUCCAUUGGCAGUGGUGGUGUGGGCGGUGGUGCUGGCAGCAGUAGCCUCUGUCCCAGUGCCUCAUCGUCCAUCAACACUGCCUCCUCCUCCAGUUACAUGCAUGAUCAUCCGCGUACACCACCACCCUAUUCCUGUGUUUAUUGUGCUGCCGGUUUCCCCACGCAGAGUAAAUUGACACGCCAUAUUCUGUCGCAUUCGCUAAAGACAUUGGAAUACCGUGAAAGCGCCGCCACCCAUCCCCUCUUACAUCCGCACCUGUUGACGCACGACUUAAAUAUGUCACCGUUAGCAUACCAAAUGAACGCGGCCAUGGCAGCCACAGCCGCCGGGGGUGAUCCCCAGGAACAGGCGGCUGCCGUUGCCGCCAUGGCCAUGGAUAUUGAUUUUGCCGCCGCCAUAGCAGCGGCUGGUGGUUGUGCUUUUUCCUCGCUUGCCAGUUGUACGGGUCGUGGUUUGGAUCUCGAUGGAAGUGGUGGUGCCGGCGGCGGCGGCGGAGGUUCUUCGUCAUCGGGACGUGGCUGCCGUGAUUCAAGAGGCGGUGCUGGCGGUGGUGGUCGUGGCAGUGGUCUGGACGAUGAUAGUCGCACCUCAUCCGGUAAUGGUGGUUGUCCCUCGAGCAGUCUAUCGCUGUUAAGUGGCGCUGGUUCGUCAACAUCGGCUGCAGCGGCGGCGGCCGCAGCUGCUGCAGCAGCAGCCAGUUCAUCGGCCUCAUCGCUGCUUGGUUCGUCCGCAAUGUCGUCCAAUGAUCCGAAUAGUGUUGUUCUAUGUAAAUUCUGUGGUAAGAGUUUUCCCGAUGUUACCUCACUCAUACAACAUUUGCCGGUGCAUACCGGUGAUCGGCCGUUUAAGUGUGAAUUUUGUGGUAAAGCGUUUAAAUUGCGUCAUCAUAUGAAAGAUCAUUGUCGUGUUCAUACAGGUGAACGUCCAUUUCGAUGUCAAAUGUGCGGCAAGACAUUUUCACGAUCAACGAUAUUGAAGGCGCACGAAAAAACUCAUUUUCCCAAAUAUGCCCGGAAAUAUUUGACCCCAAGUCCGGUGGAUACAAAAGAUGAGUUGCCGCAAUAGUGAAACGAUUUUAGUUUAUUAUUAAAUUAUUAUUAUUAUUACUAUUAUUAUUAUAAUAAUAACAAUUAUAAUAUAAUAAACCAAAAUAAUAACAACAACAAUAAUGGCAACAUCAUCAGCAG